This is a messenger RNA of Abrus precatorius (Indian licorice), 1240 nucleotides long. Its product is annotated as V-type proton ATPase subunit D. Lineage: Eukaryota; Viridiplantae; Streptophyta; Magnoliopsida; Fabales; Fabaceae. The record is from RefSeq and is a predicted model, not a curated record. Bases 138 to 905 code for a protein of 255 amino acids. Gene Ontology annotation, molecular function: proton-transporting ATPase activity, rotational mechanism. Gene Ontology annotation, cellular component: vacuolar membrane; proton-transporting V-type ATPase complex. The transcript has 2 exons.
CUUCCAACCCAAACAACAAAAAACCCAUAUGAUUCAGCACAUACACUCUCUUCUUCUUCGUUCUCUCUGUGUUCUCGAUCUCCGAUCGUCAACUUCCUAGUCCGACAGAUCUUGUUUGAGAAAAAGAGAAAGCAACGAUGUCGGGGCAAACGCAGCGUCUGAAUGUGGUUCCCACAGUGACGAUGCUGGGAGUGGUGAAGGCUCGUUUGGUGGGAGCAACGAGAGGCCACGCGCUUCUGAAGAAAAAGAGCGACGCGCUCACGGUGCAGUUCCGACAGAUCCUGAAGAAGAUCGUGUCCACGAAGGAAUCAAUGGGCGACAUCAUGAAAACCUCGUCCUUUGCCUUAACCGAAGCCAAGUACGUUGCUGGCGACAACAUCAAGCACGUGGUUCUCGAGAAUGUUCGAGAAGCUUCUCUCCGUGUCCGUUCCCGGCAGGAGAAUGUCGCCGGCGUUAAGCUGCCGAAGUUCGAUUACACCUCCGACGGUGAGGUCACGAAGAAUGACCUCACGGGAUUGGCACGUGGCGGCCAACAGGUUCAGCAGUGUCGUGCUGCUUACAUAAAAGCCAUUGAGGUUCUUGUUGAGUUGGCUUCUCUUCAGACCUCUUUUCUGACCCUUGAUGAAGCCAUCAAAACCACCAAUCGUAGGGUCAAUGCCCUUGAGAAUGUGGUUAAGCCUCGCCUUGAGAAUACCAUUAGUUAUAUUAAGGGUGAGUUGGAUGAGCUUGAAAGGGAGGAUUUCUUCAGGCUCAAGAAGAUUCAAGGCUAUAAGAAGAGGGAAAUUGAGAAGCAGAUGCAGUUGUCUAAGGUUGAUAAGCUUCCUUUGCGCAAAGGGGUUGCUUUCAAUUCUGGUCAUAACUUGUUGUCUGUUGCAACUGAGAAAGAUGAUGAUAUUAUUUUCUGAAUCUAGCUUUAUGUCUUGGUGUGUUGCUGCUGCUGCUUCUGCUGGUGCUGGGUGAGAUGAGACUUAUUUACAGUUGUUUAGGUGACAGUGACAAUGUUUCUGUAUCAUGAAUAAAGGUGCUUAGUAUAUGUUUAUUUAUUUCUUUGUUAAUUAAGGGCAAAAUUUUUAUAAUGUUAAGAGUUAUUGAGACAAUCAUCAUUUUAAAGCAUGGUUCUUGGCUGAUCUUAUGAGAGUUUUAAGUUUUGUGAUUAGCUGUAAUUUCCUUUCAAAUUAUAUUGCGUCUCAAUGGAACAUAUGGUUGAAGCAGGAGUUAUGGAACUUGUGGAAAAGCAUAU